Talaromyces proteolyticus is the source of this 1337-nucleotide messenger RNA. RefSeq names its product putative glycosyl hydrolase. NCBI's taxonomy places the organism in Eukaryota, Fungi, Ascomycota, Eurotiomycetes, Eurotiales, Trichocomaceae. Gene Ontology annotation, biological process: carbohydrate metabolic process. The coding region runs from base 44 to 1162 and encodes 372 amino acids. The record is from RefSeq and is a predicted model, not a curated record. The transcript has 3 exons.
CUCCUCAAGUCUUCCCACUUUUUGUCUUUCAUUUGACUACGAGAUGAUUUUAAAAGCUGCUCUAGUCAACUCGGCACUGCUUCUCGCUGCAGGAAGCUCUGCACAGAUCACUAAUGUCAAGCAAGCUUUCUACACCCUUCAAAGUUGGUAUAACCCAGGCUCUGGUAUUUGGGACGGAGAUGGAUGGUGGAAUGGUGCAAAUGCCUUCACCGUCGUGGCUGAGCUUGCACUAGCUGCACAAACCAAGAAUGACUCGUCUAUCCUUCAAUCAGCAACAAACAUAUUUGCAAACACGUGGAUUGUCGGUCCCUCAUCGAACGGAAACAUACCCCAACAAUCUGGUGGUAACUAUGACUCGAGUAAUGCAACGGCUUGGGGUGGCCCUGCGUAUGACGACAACGGAUGGUGGGCUCUAGCAUGGAUUGCCGCAUAUGAUGCUACUAAAAAUGAUACCUAUUUGCAAUUGGCUCAAGGAAUGUUCGACGAUCUCGUUACUGAUGCUUGGGGAACGAGAUGUGGCAAUGGUGGAGUGUAUUGGAACUCCGAUCAUUCAUACGUAAACGCAAUCACCAACGAGCUUUUCCUUUCCAUUGCUGCCCAUCUGGCCAAUCGUGUAUCCGAUAACUCGUCGUACUACAUCUCAUGGGCUGAGAAGGAAUGGAAUUGGUUCGCUACCAGUGGCAUGAUUAACGAGAACAACACCAUCAACGAUGGACUUACCGAUCCUUGCACAAACAAUGGCCAGACAGCCUGGUCAUAUAAUCAGGGCGUUGUUCUUGGUGGCCUUGUUGAACUAAACAAAGCCUCUCCCAAUCAAUCCUACAUUGACUCAGCCAAUACGAUUGCUCAAGCUGCCAUAAAACUUCUUGCGGACUCAAAUAACAUCAUUCACGAGACCUGCGAAUCAUCCGGCGACUGCUUUCCUAAUGCUACUCAGUUCAAGGGAAUUUUUAUGCGCAACUUGUUGCUUUUACAACAAGCUUCGCCAAAUGAUCUAUACGCGAAGGUGAUUCAGUCAUGCGCUCAGAGCAUAUGGGCCAAUGACCGGGAUAAUACUACGAACCAGUUAAGCAUUAACUGGGCAGGUCCAUUUGUUAGCCCGGCCAAUUCGUCUACGCACAGCUCAGCAAUGGACGCGCUGGUGGCUGCAAUCUACCUAUAGAUGUUUACCACAUUUUCUAGUGUUUGGGCAACAGACAACUUUUUUUUAGCUAUAUACAGGACUCUCACCACCCCAUACCUCUUUUAUUUGUAUGUACAUGUUUUCCCGAGCUGUGCUCGGUUGAAUAUGUAAAAGCUAUAUACCUUAAGUGCUGUACUGGCCAUUGAUUCGAAUC